Messenger RNA from Entrophospora candida, 1239 nucleotides. The record is from the annotation of a GenBank genome assembly. Lineage: Eukaryota; Fungi; Glomeromycota; Glomeromycetes; Entrophosporales; Entrophosporaceae.
AUGCCAUCAUUACGCGUUGAAACUUUUCCUGAACUUUAUGACAUAUCAAAUUGGAAAGUAAAAUCAGAAGGCAACGCUAACAUUAUAUUAUCUUUUGUUGGCAAAAAUGAUAAAUUUAUGUUACUUGAAGUACCAACAGAAUUUUUAAAAGAUCUAUCAAAAGCUAUAUUUUCAUCACGUUCUUAUAAACGAACUCAUAAAGACAUUGACUUAAAUCAACGAUAUGUGAUAUUAACUUUGGAUGUUACAACUUUUAUAUCUAAAACUAUUACUCCUAUUUUGUCGGUUGAAUUAAAGCCUAAAUGGGGUUUUUUACCAACUUCAUCUUUUAUCAAAUUUGAAAAUUCUGUAAAGUUUCAAUCUUGUCGAUUCUGUAUGCACAAAUGGUUAAAAUUUCAUGAACAAUUAGAACGGUUUGAAAAAGAAAAAGAAGCUGGCGGGAGUAGAAACAGUAGUGGUGGUGAUUUAAGUGGAUAUUGUCCACUAGAUUUAUUUUCUUUGGAUGAAAAAAGAUUAAGGAAAGCAAUAUCAGAAUUAUUAAUAUGUCCAAAGAAUAAUUUAAAAUUAUUUAUAGAAGGAGUGAAUGUACCGAUUGAAAAUAAUGGAUCACAGGAACAUUUGAAGAGAUUUUUUAACAUUAACUCAUCAACAAAUAAUAAUAAGGAUGAUGAACAAAAAGUCAAGGAUUUGUUUAUUGAAUUAUUAUCAAAUGCAAUUAGCAAAGAGCGAGUUUUGUUUGAACGUAUAAAACUUUUACAGAAAUCAUUGGACGAAUUUGAUAUUGAAGGUUUAUAUCAAUUUUAUUUAAAACAUCAAACAAAUUUGGAACCAACUUUAGAAGAAUGGAAUGACAUUGUACGAGUAUAUGUAAAUCGAUCAAAAAAAACAGAAUUAAGCGUGCCGAGUUCAAUCGUUGAUUUUACCGUUGAAGAAGUACGUCAAAGGAUUUAUGAAUUUUUAAUAUCAACCACAUUUAAAGAUUGUUCUAUUAUCUUUACAUUCAGAAAAUCUAAAAGGAUUAAAAAAGUUUCCAUCUUAGUAGAUAAUAAUGAUAAUGGUAAUAGGAUUUCUUCCGAUGAAAGCGCUUUUGGAAAUACUUAUAAAAACAAUCAACAACAACAUCAAGAGUGUUACUAUGAUUUUAAAGUUCAUGUAAUUGAUUUAGAUCCGAAAUCAAUUAAAACAAUUCCUUAUUAUCAUCAAUUAGACAAUAAGAUUUUUGUUAUUCAUUUUAUUUAA